AUAGCUGGAUGUUUUAACUAAUCACACUGAAAGCCAUUCGUUAUAACAAAUUUAUAAUUACUAAAUAAUUGUUUUUCUAGAUUCCUGUUAAUAAGUUGAAUAUUGAAACACCUUGUCCUAGAAGAACUUAGUAUUGGAGGCGCAAUCUCUAAAGCAAUGGGUGAGAGAAAAGGAACAAACAAAUACUAUCCUCCCGAUUUCGAUCCUAAUUAUCACAGGAAUCUCAACUCAUACCAUGGCACACAUGCUCUACGUCAACGUGGGAGAAAGGCAGGUCAAGGCAUUAUCACUAUUAGAUUUGAAAUGCCUUUCAAUUGUUGGUGUCUCACUUGUAAAAAUCCUAUCGGUAUGGGUGUCAGAUAUAACGCAGAAAAGAAAAAAGUGGGGAUGUAUCACUCAACUCCUAUCUACCAAUUCUCUAUGCCUUGCCAUCUCUGUGCUGGUACAAUUGUAAUGCAGACGGAUCCAAAAAACUUCCAAUAUGUUAUUCUGGAAGGUGCAAGACGUAAAGUACAAAAGUGGGAUUCAGAAGAAAAUGAACAAAUCCUUAUUGCAGAUCACUCUGAGAAGAAGCAGCUUGCAACGGAUGCCAUGUAUCAUUUGGAGCAUAAUGUUACUGACAAGAUGAAAGCUAGUGAGAUCAUACCAGCAAUUCAAGAAGUUCAGAUUGAUCGUUUGGGACACGAAGAUGACUUCACUUUGAAUCAAAUCGCUCGUAAAAAAUUUCGCGAAGCCAAAAAGCAAUCUGAGGAACAAUUGGUCAGAGAUAACUCUCUCUUAAACCGCUUGUCGCUAACUGGGUCUCAGGUUGAACUUCUUCCAGAAACUGAUGACGACUCAACUAUGGCAAAAGUUAUGUUCCUCACACAUUCGAAACGUAAUAUAACCGCGAAUCCUUUGAAUCCUAUGUCUCUCAUUCGUAAUAGAAAUUCACAUGUGCCAGCUUCUAAGACCAAAAGUGCAUCGAAAGCUGAUAAUAUCAAAAAGUCAACUACAUCAACGUUAAAAGAGACUCCAAGGAUGUCGAUGGAUUCGGUUAUCUAUCGUCCUUGUAAGAGUAAAAAACUAAUUAACAAGUGUGGAGACUCUGGAAUUGAAGAAAAUGAAUCCACUCCUUCAACUGCCAAUCUAUUUUGUAAUCACGUGACAGAUAGUUCUGUCGAACUUGUGACCUAUGAAAGUAGUGAUGACUCACAUAGCAAUAUUGACGUUUAACCUUGCACGUUUGGUCAAGUGAAACAGAUCUCGUUCCAUUCAUGCUGUGUUUGAGAUCAAUGGGUUGGAGUUAUGAACCGAACACUUCAUUUUAAAUUUGCGGAAGGAGCGAGUACGUUUGGAAGGUAUUCACCCUCUCCACGUUGACACCUUUGAGAUAUUGAUUUUAAAGACUUUGUACCUUAUUUUGUUCAAUAAAAUACUCUUAUAUUC
Messenger RNA from Schistosoma rodhaini, 1428 nucleotides. The record is from the annotation of a GenBank genome assembly. Lineage: Eukaryota; Metazoa; Platyhelminthes; Trematoda; Strigeidida; Schistosomatidae.